AUGCGCUUCCUACUAAUAUUGAUAUUCUCUUUACUAACAUCCGAAUCACUUCAACUUGAUGAUCUGGAAACAACAAAUGUAUUUCUACGCAAUUUAUUACCAUGGUGGCCACAAGAAGAAAAUGGAUUGCGAGCAGCUUCAGAAAAUGAUACAAGUUUAGUAAUUCCAUUAAACCACACAGUGACAACUGAAGUUCCUCCAACACUUCUCGAUCUUCAAAAUUCUCGAACUUCUCCGUUAGAUGAUUUGAAAACAUUGCCCGAAUCGCAAAAGUGAGUUUUGAUUUUUUUGAACAGUAGAAAAAUGUUGUGAAUAGGAAUAUCUAUAAAUUUUAGAUCUCAAAUAAAUUCGGAUAAUUUUCUCAUAAACUUCGACGAUAUGGCUGAAUGUCCAAAAGAUUGUUCAACUGGUCUUCGCGAUGCUCUUUCAAUAAUACUUCAAGAUAUGAGUCAUACCGAAAGAUACAACAAAAUUUGCGGAAAAUACAACGAGGCAAUCAGUUGUAUGAAAGAAGACGCAAGAUGUGUAGAAGAAGAUCGAGGAAUGUUUGAAGCAAUGACAUCUGGAUUACAAUAUAUGUGUAUUGAACAAGAACUCGCAUUCAAUGCAACAAUCAAAUGUAUUGAUGAUGAAGCAUCUUUAGUUCAAUCCGAAUGCGAUAAUCAAUGCCAAACAAAAAACCUUUUCAUGAAUUGGGUCAUGCGAUCAACUAUGCAAAAUUCAAUUCAAAAAGGGGUUAAUGAUAUCGUGGGAGCUGCGACUGGCGCAAAUCCUGGUGGUUUAGCCGGAUGGGCAGAUGCUCUAGCACAGGGAGGAUUGUUGAAACAAGCUGGAGGAGAAGUACCAGCACAAAUGAAUCCUCAACAAGGUUUUGAUAAUUUCAAACAAUUAACUAAUGAUUUAUGCAGGUAAUGUUGACAUGGAGAUUUAAAAAUGAAAAAAAGGGUUUUUGUAGAAUCGGAGAUUGCAUGUUGGAUUGUAUCCGCUCAAAAUUCAAUACACGAUGUGAGGGAAGUGCUGGAACUCUUUUGUCAGAGGUAUUUGUUCGACCAAUUGCAGCAAGUCAGAAUAAAUUGACAAUGUUGAGACCGGUUCUUGGGAUGUUUAUGCCGGAACAUUGCUCAUAUGUUUUCAGGUUUGAUUUUUACAGAAUUUGAGAAAAAUUGCGGAAUCUCGAUUAUUAAUAAUUUCACUUCUAUUUAUAAUCGCGGUGAAACCAAAUCAUCUUGAUGUUUGUUCAAAAUAUAUCCCAAUUAAAUUGAUUUUAAUGAAAAAAAAACCCGAUUCCAGCUCUUCCGACCUGCAAAAACAUCGAAUCGACGCAACAAUGGAUUCAGAAUUGAAAAGAAUGUACGCUGAAAAAUUCGAAAAAGAAAUCAAAGAUCGAGCCGCACAAGAUGAUCUUCUUUCCAGUAUUGUUCCUUUGGAUUCAAAUGGUGUUCCGAUUCCGGGAUUGAAUAGAAAUAUGAAAUCACCACUGGAUAACAGCGAAAAAACUUUGGAUCAGAUGAGUAAGUUUUAAAAAAGAUAAUUAUUGAGAAACCAUUUUUUUCAGUUAUGGAACUUUAUUCGAAAAACGAUAAGACUUCAAAUGAGACUGAAACAGAAACUGGAAAUAACGACGAAAAUGAAAAUGCUACCGAUAAAUUAAUUGAAGAGUUGAUGAGUUUCAAUGAAACUACAAUUUAUGACAAUGGUAGGUUACCGAAAAAAUGAUCAGGUUUUCAAAAAUCGAUCAAUCUUUUCAGGAAAUUCAACAUUUUCGGAAGAAACUGGAAAUACAACUGAAAUGUUGAAUGCGAUGGAAGUGACAAAUAAUUCAACAGAACUCGGAAGCAUUUUGGAAAAUUCUGAGGAUACUGAAGCUGAAAAAUCUGUAAGAAGUGAUUCUGGAGAUAAUUCAGAAGAAGGAUCUGGAUUAGGAAAUGUAGCGAUUUCCGAGGCUUCUAAUUCUGGAAAUCAUCGAAGUUCAAUCGAAUCUUCUGGCGAAAAUUCCGGAUUGGAAAGUUCGGAAGAAGGAUCUGGUACUUCAUAUGAAGCUGUAGCUGAAACAGAUUCUAGAACUUCUGAAGGAUCUGGUUUCGAAAGCUCUGGAAAUUAUAGAACUUCAAUUGAAUCAUCAACUUCAGGAGAAGGAUCUGGAUAUGAAUCUUAUGAGAAUUUAGGAGCAUCUGAAAAUACUGAAAUAGAAUUGUCAGGAGAUUUCUCAGGAGAAGGAUCAGGAAUUUAUUCUGAAGAAAAUUUGAGAGUUUCUGAAGGAUCUGGCCAAAGUCUUGGAAAUUCGCUGGAACUUCUAGGUUCGAAAUUGUCAAAAUUAUGGGGAAAAUUUGGUAGAAAUUCAUUGGAAGCGUCUGGUUUGGAAAGUUCUGGAUCUGAGAAUUCUGGAGAAGGUAACAUUUAUUGAAAAUAAAAAAUUCAAUAAAAAUAUGAUUUUUUUUCAGAGUGGAUUUCGAACGCUGAAAAUGAAUUUGAAAAAUUGAUUGAACAAUUGUAA
This is a messenger RNA of Caenorhabditis angaria, 2494 nucleotides long. The record is from the annotation of a GenBank genome assembly. NCBI's taxonomy places the organism in Eukaryota, Metazoa, Nematoda, Chromadorea, Rhabditida, Rhabditidae.